Messenger RNA from Suillus discolor, 1044 nucleotides. Its product is annotated as WD40-repeat-containing domain protein. NCBI's taxonomy places the organism in Eukaryota, Fungi, Basidiomycota, Agaricomycetes, Boletales, Suillaceae. The record is from RefSeq and is a predicted model, not a curated record. The transcript has 7 exons. The coding region runs from base 1 to 1044 and encodes 347 amino acids. Gene Ontology annotation, cellular component: eukaryotic translation initiation factor 3 complex, eIF3m; cytoplasm. Gene Ontology annotation, molecular function: protein binding; translation initiation factor activity; RNA binding. Gene Ontology annotation, biological process: cytoplasmic translational initiation.
AUGUGUAAUGCUCUUGAGCCAUAUCCUGGUCGAUGUGUUACGGACCAUGCUGCCGGUGGAUGUCACGAACGAUCACUCACUCAAAUCAAGUUCAAUUCAGAAGGGGACUUACUUUUUUCAUGCUCCAAAGACCAUAUUAUCAACGUUUGGUUCUCACACAAUGGUGAACGCCUAGGUACAUACGAUGGCCACAAUGGCACAGUAUGGACAAUCGACGUCGAUUCACAGUCAAGAUUUCUUGUCUCUGGAUCUGCCGAUAAUGAGCUACGUCUGUGGAACGUAUCCGAUGGCAAAUGUCUCUACGUUUGGGAGUUCCCGACGGCUGUGAAGCGUGUUGCAUUUAGCGACGAUGACGAACGUGUCGUUUGCAUCACUGAGCAACGCAUGGGCCAUCAAUGUGUUAUAAGAGUGUUCAAGCUGAACCGUGAUGGAGAUGGAACAACUCAAUCACUAGAACCAGAACAUAUGUUCAGUCCCAUAGGGUCAAAGGCCACCGUCUGCGCAUUCACAUACACACCAAACCUGAUCAUCACUGGUCACGAGUCUGGAAAAGUCGCUCUUUUUGAUGUUGUGACUGGGACAGAAGUUCUCAAUAAUGAGCGUGCGCACAUGGACGUCGUCACCGAUUUGCAAUUGUCUGCCGAUCGCAGCUACUUCGUGACAAGUAGCAAAGACAAAACUGCUCGGAUACAUGACACAAAAACUCUUCGAGUACUCAAAACUUUUGCAACAGAGACACCUUUGAACAGUGCAGCAUUAGCGCCCAACAAACCAUACGUACUAGUAGGUGGUGGUCAGGAAGCGAUGCAGGUCACGACUACGUCGCUGCGGCAAGGCAAAUUUGAAACCCGGUUUUGGCACAAGGUCUUUGAAGAGGAGGUUGGCAGAGUAAAAGGUCAUUUCGGACCCAUUAACACAAUUGCUGUUCAUCCGGCUGGCACGAGCUAUGCUUCCGGCGGAGAAGACGGUUUUAUACGUGUUCAUCACUUCGAUGAGUCCUACUUCAGAGUAAAGCCGUAUGGGGAUCUCCAGCUUGAGGAUUGA